GUCACUUUCUGCACUCGCAAAAUACGAGUAACUAUUUAGUAACUGCCAUUAACUUUUAAAGUUCUAACAAUUCAUCAUUUGUACCGUGUCCUUUAUGAUAGGUCACCGCUUUUGCCUGGUCGUGGAAAGUGGAAACUAUGAAAUCUGCCUUUCAUAUACAGAGGUUUUUCCUUGACAAAAGUACGGUAUACCCGUAUUCCCUAUAUGGUUAUUUACAAGUUAUUGCUUACGGUGUGGCAUUGGUGUGCUGAAAGUCAAGUGUGAUGCGACGUCUAUUGCAAUUGCUUAUCACUGUUUUACUUUAUCUUCUCUUGAUAUCCGCCAACGAGUCCAUCAACAAAAAAUAUGCCCUCACAGCUUGUGCCAUGAUCAGAAACGAGCUGCAUCUCAUCCUGGAAUGGAUCGAAUUCCACCGCAUCCAAGGUGUCGAUCAUUUUAUUUUCUAUGACGAUGACAGCACCGAUGACAUUUACCUCCUGCCCCGUCUGUACGCCGACCAGGGUCAUCCCGAUCUCGUGGAAGUCUUCCCCGCCAAUUUCCGUCGCUACAAUCAGGCAUCGAAUCGCCGGUAUGACGAUUACCUGGAGACACAGUUGCUGGCACUGGAUCACUGCAACUCCCGAAUGUCCAAUGUCAGCCAAUGGCUGCUGAUCACUGAUGUGGAUGAGUUUACCUUCUCACCCAAAUAUCACACGAUUGCCGCAUAUCUAAGGCAGUACGCCACAGACGAAACAACUAGGGAAAUUCAUGUCCCGACUAUUCGGUUCGGGUCCAGCGGCGUUCAGAGAGAAAACCGAAUGCGCUUGUCGCUGGAUCCAUAUGAAAAUUGUAUUACAGUUAUCACUGAAUUCCACAACAAUCAUCUGUUACUUACCGCGAGAAACACAAAACGAGGACCAGUCAAAUCUUUGGAUAAGGAUUAUAAUCAGCGUUUUAAGGAAGUAUGUGCGCCACCGGUAAAUGCCAGCGAUUGUCACCACGCUGAAGGGAAAUCCAUUUGGCGACCGGAAAUGUGUGGACUGGCCGGUAUACACCGCUGUCUGCGUCCCCGGGGUGGUCGCGCCCUUCGCCCGUCCGUAAAAGAACUGCGCAUCAACCAUUAUGCCUUCCGGUCAAAGGAGCAUGUGGGACGUCUGGAACACCAGAUAGCCGUCGUCAAAGGCGCAGUGUUCGAUGCUCUGGAUAAGGUGUGGUUUUCAAGCGUGCCUGAUAAUUCCACGGAACCGUAUCAUGAGGAACUUAUGUCUAGGUUACGCUUGCUAAUGACAUAAAAACAAGAGUGUUAACGCUGUAAGCCUGUGUAAAAAUUACCAAAUACAGCACCAGCGAUUCCGAAAAUCAGUACGAGUUAUAAGGACUAAAACAUCAACAAGGAGAAUAUUAAAGGCAAUUAUAUAUUGAGGAGAAUUUGUACUGCAACUCUUAGUGCUGCGACAUCCCACUUUUGUGUUUC
Paramacrobiotus metropolitanus is the source of this 1453-nucleotide messenger RNA. RefSeq lists its product as uncharacterized. The record is from RefSeq and is a predicted model, not a curated record. Lineage: Eukaryota; Metazoa; Tardigrada; Eutardigrada; Parachela; Macrobiotidae. The coding region runs from base 264 to 1271 and encodes 335 amino acids. The transcript is spliced from 2 exons.